AUGAUCAAUCAGAUGAACCAGAAGGCCCACCCCCCUCCUCGGCAAAGCAGCGCAUUCAAUGUUCUCACGCGCAACGCUCUAGUCACCUCAUCCCCCUUCAAAGCGUCUGGCUCGGAUCCAUCAAUCAACAAGUCUACCUCUAGCUCCUCCAAACACCUCAACCGCACAACCUCGUCAUUGCCCUCCACAUCAUUCACUCCAUCCUCUGAAGGCGACGAAGCUUCCUCUCAUGAUUCAGACGUGGCUCCUGGCACUCCGCCAUCGCAUGCCAGACCCGAUCUGCCUGUCCCUCCAACUUCCCCCCGCGCAGGUGGCAGCGCCAACGGAGUGCUCAAGACGCAGAGACUUGGUGGUCCCCAAAGCUUCACUCCCCCUCAUGCUUCCCGGUCUUCCGGCUACGCCUCUGAACCCAAAAAGGGUGGUCAGGAUUGCCGAGCCCCGUCUGCGCUAAGCUGCCCGAAUAGGCGUCGUGAGCUUCGCAAAACAGUUACCUGGGGUGGCGAAGACGUGCUCGAGCUUGAAUGGGAAGAAGAAUGGCGCCGGACCAGUAACGCUUCAUCCUUGGAUUCGCAAAUAUCCAACUCAAAACCCAAAGAUACAUCAGACAUCAGCACUGACUCUGAUCUCAGCGAAGCCCCUCAAGCGCUGAUCGACCACCCCAAUCCUAAACACCAGUCGCAUCCAUCUGAAUUUUGGAAUGAGUCGUCGGGCACUACGACAUACGCCCACCAAGCGCAAGCCAGACGAUGGCCACAACCCCAAGCCAGCCAAGAUCUCUCUCCUUGCCAGCAUCCAGGAGCUGCCCUUUGUCCCCUUCAACCCCCAUCCGGGCAUUUCCAAGGCAAGCAUGAUCCGAACCGGACUGCUGCCCAGGCCUCCAGAGACCGUAAGGAGCAUGUCGCCAAGCUCGAGAACAGGUUCAGGGAGCUCAAAGAACAGGUCUGGAUCCUGUCAAGACCCCCGCCAGCGAUUCCCUGUCUGCGGCCAUGCUGCCAGCAAGCAGCCGGCGAGUCAAGCACACCGAGAGAAUCGGUGGUCAAGAGAUCGGAGAGCCAGCUAUGUAUGUAUGCGCCUACCCUAGGUCAUAGCAGGCAAGCCUUGCCAGCAAGCAUGUGA
Molecule: messenger RNA, 1116 nt
Organism: Puccinia triticina
Lineage: Eukaryota; Fungi; Basidiomycota; Pucciniomycetes; Pucciniales; Pucciniaceae
Exons: 2
Coding region: 1-1116 (371 amino acids)
Molecular function (GO): GTP binding
Source: RefSeq, a predicted model, not a curated record